CUUGUUCCCCGUGCGCACGUGCUUCGUGCUUCUGCUGACGCUAUUGCUGCUGCUGCAUCAUCAAUAAGCGACCGAUUCUGGAACUUCUGCUGCUUCACCCACUUCAACCCACUUCAUCUCAAUUUUCCUUGCAGUCGACUGUCAUCGUAUUGUUCUUAUUAUCAGUGCAAUGUUACGUAUGCACAUGCAUUUCUCUUACGUUACUGACCGUUAAAGUUAAGUAUUUUAAAGUGUUAAAUUUUGGUAGAAUUAAAGUAUUCGUUUCUUCGUCUGUCCCGGGUGCACGCGGUGUACGUGUAUUAUUUUUUUUAUCUCUAUUUCUUCAUCUCGCGAACUUGCGUAUUACGUCAUCUGUGAUCCAACGUUCCUGCUAACCAAGUGGAUCGCGCGUGGAGGGGGUACGAAUGUGAACUGUGUGAGUACAGUGACGUUUGUACGGAUCGAGUCUUAUUACGAUACUGUCCGCGGGGUCCGAGGUGCCGUACCACGCCACAGUGCCACACGACGAAUGAUCGUCGAUUCCCCCGUUGUUCAGUUGGAGCCAUUUCGUGCGGCGAUAACUCCGGUUUCCCAGUCCGAAUUCAGACGAUCGUCGUCGUCAUCGGCCAGGAUCGAUCUCACCGAACCUAUCAAACAUGAUGAUACCGAAUUGCAUCCGAAGCGUAGGCGCCCAAACGUCGAAGCGAAACUUCGGCACCUGGAACGAGGUGGUCUCUUACUUUUUCAACAAGAAACACAAUUAUGCCACGGAAGCUUCGUUUGAAACGAAACCGUUCAGGUUGCACAAACUGGACAGCGGGCCCUCCACUCGGGUCACCGUCACCAGAGAAGAAGCAUUAGAGCUCUACAAGAAAUUGCAUACCAUACGUCGUAUGGAGACAGCUGCGGGAAACCUUUACAAGGAGAAGAUCGUCAGAGGUUUCUGUCAUCUUUAUUCUGGUCAGGAAGCUUGUGCAGUUGGCAUGAAAGCAGCACUACGCCCACAAGAUUCUGUGAUCACUGCUUACAGAGCCCACGGGUGGACCUAUUUGAUGGGAAUAGAACCGUUUGGAGUCCUGGCCGAAUUAACCGGAAGAAAGGGUGGAAAUGCGAAGGGCAAAGGUGGUUCCAUGCACAUGUACGCUAAGAACUUCUACGGUGGAAACGGUAUCGUCGGUGCUCAAGUGCCAUUGGGAGUCGGAAUAGCGUUUGCUCAGAAGUACAUGAAUACAGGAGGAGUGUGUCUCGCGCUGUACGGAGACGGUGCAGCUAAUCAGGGACAAGUGUUCGAAGUUUAUAAUAUGGCCAAACUGUGGGACGUUCCGUGCAUUUUCGUUUGCGAGAACAACGGAUACGGUAUGGGUACCAGCGUCGAACGUGCUUCCGCGAGCACGGAUUAUUACACCAGAGGAGAUUACGUCCCUGGAAUUUGGGUGGAUGGCAUGGACGUGCUGGCGGUCAGGGAAGCUACCAGAUUCGCUAUCGACUAUUGCACGUCUGGCAAGGGUCCCCUCGUGAUGGAGACUGUCACUUAUAGAUACAGUGGACACAGUAUGUCCGAUCCUGGAACGAGUUACCGUACGAGAGAGGAGAUUCAGGAAGUGAGGCAAACCAGAGAUCCCAUCGCUGGUUUUAAAGAGCGAAUACUGAACUCUAACCUUGUUACGCCGGAAGAAAUCAAGGCAAUAGAGAACGAGAUAAAGAAAAAGAUAGACGAUGGUGUGAAGGCAGCGAAGGCUGACAGCGAAAUACCAUUGAGCGAACUUACUGCUGACAUUUAUGCCACUUGCCUGGAGAAAGAAAUACGGAACGUUACUCCGUUCAAUCCUCUACCACACACGAGGCUAGGACCUGCUGUGAACGCCUAAGAGCGACCGCUGAUGAAGCGAAAUUCUAAAUAACGUUACAUUAUAGCAAUAUCUGCCAUUAUAAGAAUUCUUAGUUUGUACAAAACAUUCUCGGCUCUUCUGAAUAUUACACACACACACACACACACACACACAGAGAGAGAGAGAGAGAGAGAGUAGAUAAGAGAAAUAGUUGAUUCUUUCCUUUGAUUGUUUACGGUUCAGUUCAGUUGUACAUGUACAAAUUGUAUAUUUAUUUUAUGUAUACAUGCAUAAGUGGAUGAGACUAGCAAAGAUUCGACGUUUUAGUUCGAUCACUGUAAUCUCACUGCCUUGUCUUACUGAUUUGUACGUCGGCGAUUACAUAUGUACAUAGAUACACAUGCCUUCAUAGCAUUAUCGACGACGAUACUUGUUAUUGCUCUUUCCUUCUUAGGAAAUUAGGAUACGAUCCACAAAGCAUACUGUAGACACGCUUGCGUGUUGUCAUUCAUGUUAAUUGAAUAAAAACUAAAUGAAUUGUUACAA
This is a messenger RNA of Ceratina calcarata, 2354 nucleotides long. Its product is annotated as putative pyruvate dehydrogenase E1 component subunit alpha, mitochondrial. Bases 636 to 1847 code for a protein of 403 amino acids. NCBI's taxonomy places the organism in Eukaryota, Metazoa, Arthropoda, Insecta, Hymenoptera, Apidae. Gene Ontology annotation, biological process: pyruvate decarboxylation to acetyl-CoA. The record is from RefSeq and is a predicted model, not a curated record. The transcript is spliced from 7 exons. Gene Ontology annotation, molecular function: pyruvate dehydrogenase (acetyl-transferring) activity. Gene Ontology annotation, cellular component: intracellular membrane-bounded organelle.